AUGGGUUCAGCGUGGCGUCGGGAUGGGUUCAGCGUGGCGUUCGGGAUGGGUUCAGCGUGGCGUCACGGGAUGUUCAGCACUGUGUCUAAUCUGUUCAGGCUGGGCACGGCGUCGGAGAUGGGUUCAGCGUGGUUAGUCGGGGAUGAGUUCAGCGCGUCGGGGAUGGGUUCAGCGUGGCAUCGGAUGGGUUCAGCGUGGCAUCGGGGAUGGGUUCAGUGUGGCAUCGGAGAUGGGUUCAGCACUGUGUCUAAUCUGUUCAGGCUGGGCACGGCGUCGGGGAUGGGUUCAGCGUGGUGUCAGGGAUGGGUUCAGCGUGGCAUCAGGGAUGGGUUCAGCGUGGCAUCGGAGAUGGGUUCAGCACUGUGUCUAAUCUGUUCAGGCUGGGCACGGUGUCGGGGAUGGGUUCAGCGUGGCGUCGGGGAUGGGUUCAGCGUGGCGUGUUCAGGGGAUGGGUUCAGCGUGGCGUCGGGGAUGGGUUCAGCGUGGCGUCGGGGAUGGGUUCAGCGUAAUGCGUCGGUGGAUGGGUUCAGCAUGGCGUCGGCGUUGUUCAGCGUGGCAUCGGAGAUGGGUUCAGCGUGGUGUCUUGGAUGGGUUCAGCGUGGCAUCGGAGAUGGGUUCAGCACUGUGUCUAAUCUGUUCAGGCUGGGCACGCGUCCGGGGAUGGGUUCAGCGUGGUGUCAGGGAUGGGUUCAGCGUGGCAUCGGGGAUGGGUUCAGCGUGGCAUCGGAGAUGGGUUCAGCACUGUGUCUAAUCUGUUCAGGCUGGGCACGGCGUCGGGGAUGGGUUCAGCGUGGUGUCAGGGAUGGGUUCAGCGUGGCAUCGGGGAUGGGUUCAGCGAUCCUGUCUUGCCUGAUGGAGCACCUGUAUACAGAGAAGAUGGUGGAGGACUGUGAACGCAGACUACUGGAGCUGCAGUACUUCAUCUCUAGAGACUGGAAACUGGACCCCAUCCUGUAUAAGAAGUGCCAGGGUGACGCUGCCCGGCUGUGCCACACCCACGGCUGGAAUGAGACCAGCGAGCUGAUGCCACCUGGUGCCGUGUUCUCGUGUCUCUAUCGCCAUGCCUACCGCACCGAGGAGCAGGGACGACGGCUGUCUCGUGACUGUAAGGUAGAGGUACAGAGGAUCCUCCACCAGAGGGCGCUAGAUGUGAAACUCGACCCUGAUCUCCAGAAGCGCUGUUUGACUGACCUGGGGAAGUGGUGUAGUGACAAGACUGGCACGGGACAGGAGUUGGAGUGUCUGCAGGACCACCUGGAAGACCUGCUGACAGGGUGUGGAGAGGUGGUGGGCAACCUGACAGAGCUGCAGUCUGAGGACAUUCAUAUUGAGGCCCUGCUGAUCCGGGCCUGUCAGCCUGUCAUCCAGUCUCACUGCCAUGAUGUAUCUGAUAACCAGGUGGAUACAGGGGAUGUGAUGGAGUGUCUGGUUCAGAACAAACACCAGAAGGAGAUGAACAGCAAGUGUACCGUGGGAGUGACACACUUCCAGCUGAUCCAGAUGAAGGACUUUCGUUUCUCCUACAAAUUCAAGAUGGCGUGUAAAGAGGACGUGCUCAAGCUCUGCCCCAACAUCAAGAAGAAGGUGGAUGUAGUGAUCUGUCUCAGUACUACAGUGAGGAAUGACACUCUGCAGGACGUCAAGGAGCAGCGUGUCUCUCUCAAGUGUCGGAAACAACUCAGAGUAGAGGAGCUGGAGAUGUCAGAGGACAUUCGUCUGGAACCAGAGUUGUAUGACGUGUGUAAGACGGACAUCGGGAGGCUCUGCUCCAACGUGGUGUUCGGUAACGCUCAGAUGAUGGAGUGUUUAAAGGACAGGAAGAAGCAGCUGUCUCAGCAGUGUCACCAGAGGGUGUUUAAACUACAGGAGGGAGAGAUGCUGGAUCCAGAACUGGACUACCAGCUCAUGAGGGUCUGCAAGCAGAUGAUUAAGCGGUUCUGUACAGAUGUGGAUGCUAAGAACAUGCUGCAGUGUCUGAAACAGAACAAGAACUCUGAACUGAUGGAUCCCAAGUGUAAACAGAUGAUCACCAAGAGACAGAUCACACAGAACACAGACUACAGGUUGAACCCAAUAUUGAGAAAGGCCUGUAAGGCAGACAUCCCUAAAUUCUGUCAGCCAAUCCUGAACAAGGCCAGUGAUGACAGCGAACUGGAGGGCCAGGUGAUUGGUUGCCUGAAGCUGAAAUACGCCGACCAGCGUCUGUCUCCAGACUGUGAGGACCAGAUCAGAGUGAUUCUUCAGGAGUCGGCGUUGGACUACAGACUGGACCCCCAGCUACAGAUCCACUGUGCUGAGGAGAUCCCCGGUCUGUGUGCGGAGGAGGCAGUGGCCCAGGAGCAGACAGGUCAGGUGGAGGAGUGUCUGAAGGCCAACCUGUUGAAGAUCAAACAUGACUUGUGUAAGAAGGAGGUGCUGAACAUGUUGAAGGAGAGCAAGGCAGACGUCUUCGUUGAUCCUGUCCUCCACACGGCCUGUGCCCUUGACCUCAAACACCAGUGUGCUGCCGUCACGCCGGGCAGAGGACGACAGAUGUCAUGUCUACUGGAGUCAUUGCAGGAUAAGAGAGUCCGUCUGCAGCCAGAGUGUAAGAAGAGACUCCAGGACCGCAUGGACAUGUGGAGCUACGCUGCCAAGGUCGCUCCAGCAGAGGGUUUUUCAGACCUUGCCAUGCAAGUGAUGACCUCCCCCUCUAAGAACUACAUCCUGUUUAUAAUCUCCCUGGGGGUGAUUGUCCUCUUCCUGGUCGGCCUGCUGUGUGGACGCAUCACCAAGAGAGUCACCAGGGAACUGAAGGACAGGUAGAGAGAGGGGGGGAUGAACGGACCUCCCUGGGACAGACGGACCACCCUGGGACAGACUGACUCCCAAAUGGUACUAUUGCCGAUAUAGUGCACUACUUGUGACCAGAGCCCUGUGGGGGUCCUUCACACCUGGAUCUGAUAUCACAGAACAAUGUCAAUGUUGUCAUCUCCUUGGUCCACUUCAUCAACUGGCUUUGUGUGAGAACUAACUCUAUAGGUCUCUGGUCAGAAGUAUUGCACUAUGUAGGGAACAUGGUUCCAUCUGGUAGGCCAAAGGUGGCUGGUGUCCCAGCCACCUCCACCCCUCUCCAGCCCCCCUACC
Molecule: messenger RNA, 3126 nt
Organism: Oncorhynchus masou masou (cherry salmon)
Lineage: Eukaryota; Metazoa; Chordata; Actinopteri; Salmoniformes; Salmonidae
Product: Golgi apparatus protein 1-like
Exons: 16
Coding region: 1-2805 (934 amino acids)
Cellular component (GO): Golgi membrane
Molecular function (GO): fibroblast growth factor binding
Source: RefSeq, a predicted model, not a curated record